Arvicanthis niloticus (Nile rat) is the source of this 1480-nucleotide messenger RNA. It is a transcript of the gene Krt28, whose product is annotated as keratin 28. NCBI's taxonomy places the organism in Eukaryota, Metazoa, Chordata, Mammalia, Rodentia, Muridae. Gene Ontology annotation, molecular function: structural molecule activity. Gene Ontology annotation, cellular component: cytoskeleton. The record is from RefSeq and is a predicted model, not a curated record. Gene Ontology annotation, biological process: hair follicle morphogenesis; epithelial cell differentiation; intermediate filament organization.
CUGUACUCCUUUGAAAUUACAGCUGCCCACAAACCAGUGGAAUAUUUGCCUUGGCACCAUGUCUCUCCGGUUUUCUGGCGGAUCCAGGCACGUUGGCAUACAGUCGGGAUCUCUCAGGCUGCCCAGCGGAGGCGCAGGCUUUGCCGGGAGUAGUGCGACGGCUGGUUCAGUUGCUGGUAGUGGAUUUUCUUGGGCCUUGGGAGGGACACUGGGCAGUGCUCCUGGUGGGAGCCAUGCCACCAGUGCCCUGGGAAAUGUCACUGGCGUUUGCUUCGCUGGAAGUGAAGGGGGUCUCCUCUCUGGAAACGAGAAAGUCACCAUGCAGAAUCUUAACAACCGCUUGGCCUCUUACCUGGAUAACGUGAAGGCUCUGGAGGAAGCCAACACUGAGCUAGAGAAAAAGAUCAAGACUUGGCAUGAGAAAUAUGGACCUGGAUCUUGCCGUGGACUUGACCGUGACUACAGCAAGUAUCAUCUAACCAUUGAGGACCUUAAAAGCAAGGUCAUCUCCUCCACGGCUGCUAAUGCUAAUAUCAUUCUACAAAUUGAUAACGCCAGGCUGGCUGCUGAUGAUUUCCGACUAAAGUAUGAAAACGAACUCACCCUUCACCAAAACGUGGAGGCCGACAUCAAUGGGCUGCGGCGUGUGCUGGACGAGCUGACCCUCUGCAGGACGGACCAGGAGCUGCAGUAUGAAUCCCUGAGUGAGGAGAUGACUUAUCUCAAGAAGAACCACGAAGAGGAAAUGAAAGUUCUGCAGUGCGCAGCUGGAGGCAACGUGAACGUGGAGAUGAACGCAGCCCCAGGCGUGGACCUCACCGUCCUGCUGAACAACAUGCGAGCAGAGUACGAGGCCCUGGCUGAGCAGAACCGCAGGGACGCUGAGGCCUGGUUCCAAGAGAAGAGCGCCACGCUGCAGCAACAGAUCUCCAAUGACUUGGGCGCUGCCACCUCAGCCAGGACUGAGCUAACAGAACUGAAGCGCUCCCUGCAGACGCUGGAGAUCGAGCUGCAGUCACUCUCAGCCACGAAACACUCUCUGGAGUGCUCCCUGGCGGAGACCGAGGGCAAUUACUGCUCGCAGCUGGCUCACAUCCAGGCUCAGAUCAGCGCCCUGGAGGAGCAGCUGCACCAGGUGAGGAUGGAGACCGAGGGCCAGAAGCUGGAACAUGAGCAGCUGCUGGAUAUCAAGGCCCACCUGGAAAAGGAGAUCGAGACCUACUGCCGCCUCAUAGACGGAGACGAGAAUUCCUGCUCCAGCUCAAAGGGGUUUGAAUCUGGAAGCUCAGGGAAUUCAUGCAAAGAUGUAUCUAAAACCACACUGGUAAAGACGGUGGUUGAAGAAAUAGAUCAGCGUGGAAAGGUCCUGUCCUCCAGGAUCCACUCCAUCGAGGAAAAGAUGUCUAAGAUGAGCAACGGCAAGGCUGAGCAGAGGGUUCCCUUCUAGCUCCCGCGCUAGGGGGAUAGAGGAACUUGGGGG